Messenger RNA from Loa loa (African eye worm), 1131 nucleotides. RefSeq lists its product as hypothetical. The transcript has 3 exons. The coding region runs from base 1 to 1131 and encodes 376 amino acids. The record is from RefSeq and is a predicted model, not a curated record. NCBI's taxonomy places the organism in Eukaryota, Metazoa, Nematoda, Chromadorea, Rhabditida, Onchocercidae.
AUGAAUAAUUUCAGUUCUCUAUCAGUAUGGGAUUAUUCAUCAAAUGGUCUAAAUGUACCAUUAUUACCAAUUUCAAUGGAACAUAAUGAUACUCCUACUACUACUACUACUACUACUAUUACUCCUAUUAUUACCACUACUACUACUACUACCACUAUUACUACUACUACUACUGCUAGUAGUAGUAGUACUACUACUACUACUUGUACUACUGCUACUAAUGCUACAAUCAUUAAUUCUAAUACAGCUAUUCAUCAUACCUUAACAAAUGCUUAUAUGCAAAUACAACCUGAAAUUCAAACUUCAGCAGAAACAAGUAGUAGCAAUAAUACAAUUGAUUCAACAUUACGACAUCAUCAUAAAGGAGGAGGAAUAUCAAAAAUGGAUGAUGCAUAUAAUUUUCCUCUUUAUCUUGGUAUUAAUGAAUCAUCACCAUCACCAUCAUCAUCAUCAUCAUCAUCAUCAUCAUCAUCAUCAUCAUCAUCAUCAUCAUCAUCAACAACAACAAUAACAACAACAACAACAACAACAACUGUUUGUCCCCAAAAUAAUUUAAUUGGAUGGGAUAAUAAUCGAAAACGAAAUAAACGAAAUAUGAUUAAUAUAAAAUCAUCAAAGCAUUACAUACAAAAUAGAUCUCGAUCAUUAUUGGAUACAAAUCAACGUAGCCAAGUUCAAAGGCCAUAUAGGCCAAUUUAUGCGAUGAAUUUGGCUAAUACUAUUUCUACUUCUACUUCUUCUUCUUCUUCUUCUUCUUCUACCACAACAACUACUGCUGCUAUUAUUGAUGAUGUUUCGACUACUUUGAAAGAAUUACCACAACAAUCAAAGCAAAUUUAUGAAACUAUAUCUGGCUAUUCAUCAGAUAUAUCAUCAUUUCCGGAAACGGAUCAAUGUAAAUUAUCAGGAAUAAAAGCUACGAUAAGGACCAUUUCUCGGCAUUAUUCUCCGGUUGAAAAUAUAUCCAAUCGGCAAUUUUUGGAAUCUAACGAACGUGAACAACAACAACAACAACAGCAACAACAACAACAACAACAAAACAACAGCAACAACAACAACAUCAUCAUCAUCAUCAUCAUCAUUAUCAUCAUCAUCAUCAUCAACAUCAGCAUCAGCAACAUCAACAAUUAA